Molecule: messenger RNA, 1614 nt
Organism: Penicillium oxalicum
Lineage: Eukaryota; Fungi; Ascomycota; Eurotiomycetes; Eurotiales; Aspergillaceae
Exons: 1
Coding region: 1-1614 (537 amino acids)
Molecular function (GO): FAD binding
Source: RefSeq, a predicted model, not a curated record
AUGGCUUCUCCCAUCCAUCAACAACCCGUGAUUGUGGUUGGCGCAAGCUUAGUUGGUCUCUCGGCUGCCUUGUGCUUGCGCAGCCUGAAUAUCCCGACAAUUGUCCUUGAGAAGCAUUCAGGAAUAUCACAACACCCUCGAGCCAUAGGAUUCACUUCUCGGACCAUGGAGAUCUACCGAUCCCUGGGUCUUGAGAACAAAGACCCGGCGCCAGAGAAUUUCAAGCUUGAACGCGCCCAUAUUGAAAGUCUGACCGGCACAUGGCAUAAUCACUCCUUGUGGUCAGAUACGGAAAGAGGAUCCAAGGCGAAAGAGCCCCAGUCCAAGGAUGCACCGCUCUCAAAACCGAAGAAGGUCUACUCGGUGGAGCGUCCAUCAGCCAUUCCUCAAGACAAGUUGGAACCAAUGCUGGAGGCACUCGCCUUGAGAUCUGGAGCCGAUAUCCGUCGCAAGUGGACGGUCUCACAGGUGGAACAAAACGAGGAUGGAGUCAUUGUUACUACUACUGACGGAAAUGGGAUGAAACAGACAGUUCAUGGCUCCUAUCUCAUCGCUGCCGAUGGAAAUCGGAGUACUGUUCGAGAACUUCUGCAGAUCCCUCGUCAUGGCCGUGGCUACAUGCAAACCCUAAGCAGUGUCUUGUUCCGAGCUCCACUUGAGCAAUGGACUCGGGGCAUUUCUCAAUUCGACAUUAAUCAACCGGAACUGCAAGCUUUCAUGGCCUCUUACAGUGAUGGACGAUGGGCUCUGAUGUUUAAAGACUCCAUCGAUCGUGACGAGAGCAGCCUUCGAGCUGCCAUUUUCAAAGCCGUUGGGGCAACGGAUUUCCCUCUUGAAAUCCUGACCACCGGACGCUGGGAGCUCACUGCUCUCGUCGCCGACACGUUUCAGCAAGGCAGAGUUUUCCUUGCCGGAGAUGCUGCCCAUACACUGCCCCCCAAUCGAGGCGGUUAUGGCGCGAACACAGGCAUUCAUGACGUGCACAAUCUUGCCUGGAAGCUUGCCGCUGUUUUGUCGGGCCAAGCCUCUCCCGAAUUGCUGGACACGUACGACACGGAAAGACGUCCGGUGGCACUGUUGCGACAUGAUCAGAUCUUUGUCCGCGCGGAUUACAAAAUUCAUCUGGAUGCCGCCACUCCCGUUGGCGAGAAGAUUGAUGAUGAUGCAAUGGAAUUCGGCCAGAUUUACGUUUCCGAUGCAAUCAUCGGUGCUGACGAGCAUUUGCCUCGAGCUAAGAAACCCGACGAGUGGGCUGGUCAGCCUGGAACGCAUAUUCCACAUCUUUGGCUGUUGCGACAGGGGGUCAAAAUACCCAUUAUCGAUCUUCUCGAGAGAGGCACAUGGAUCCUGCUUGCCGAGUCAGGGUCAGAAGCGUGGAGGGAUGCAGUCGAAUUUGUGAAUGAAAAUUCUUCGGUUCCAUUGAAAUGCUUCUCGCUGGGUGAAGAGGUGCAGCUUUUCGAUCCAAGCGACUUCCAGAAAUUCUUUGGAGUCUCCGACUCUGGUGCCGCUCUGAUUCGACCGGAUGGCUACAUUGCUUGGCGCGCCGAGGAAGUUCCUUCUAAUGCAGGGCAGUUGUUACAAGAAGCAUUUUCGAGGGUUUCUUUCAGUUGCUAG